Molecule: messenger RNA, 2692 nt
Organism: Cynara cardunculus var. scolymus (artichoke)
Lineage: Eukaryota; Viridiplantae; Streptophyta; Magnoliopsida; Asterales; Asteraceae
Product: glutamate receptor 2.6-like
Exons: 5
Coding region: 1-2502 (833 amino acids)
Cellular component (GO): plasma membrane
Molecular function (GO): signaling receptor activity; ligand-gated monoatomic ion channel activity
Source: RefSeq, a predicted model, not a curated record
AUGGAUAAUUUUGCAAGUUACCUCAUCUUUUUGGUUGCUUUCUCGUUGCCGUUGUUUCUUCUGCAACCAUCCCCGACCAUCGGAAGCUUGAGUGCAGUCACGGAGAUCGCAAGGAUUGGUGUCAUUCUUGACCAAGCAUCUAGACCUGGGAAAGAAGCCAAAGUGGCCAUUGAGAUAGCAACUCAAGAUUUCAACAUCAAUGCCCAUCAGCUUUCAGUUUUCCACUUUCAAAACUCACGAAACAAGCCUGUUCACACUGCUAUAGCAGCAAAAGAACUUCUUGAUAAACACAGUGUGAAAGCCAUUUUGGGAGGUCAUACAUGGGAAGAAGCAUCUGCCAUAGCUGAGGUUAUCAGCAAAGCUGAUCAUGAUAUCCCACUAUUUCUUUCGCUAGCUGAUACGACUCCAUUGCAGGCAUCAGAUCAAUGGCCGUUUCUAGUUCAAGCUGUUCCUACACAAUCCACGCAGAUGAAUGCAGUGGCUGCCAUUUUACAGUCAUGGGGUAUUCGUCAAGUUACGCUCAUAUAUGAAACCUCGCUUCUAGCUUCCUCAUCUUCAUCAAUCAUCUCCGACCUCUCUCAGGCAUUUCGACAAACAGGUUGUGAACUAACCCAUAUCUUGCCACUCACAUCUGGUUCAUGUGUCCUAGAUGAAGAGCUUGAGAUACUAAAGAGACAGCAACGUAAAGUCUUUGUAAUGCAUACAUCUCUGGAACUUGGGGUUCGCCUGUUUCAGGCAGCCAAGAAGAUGGAAAUGACCGGAGACGGGUAUCUAUGGAUAGCAACCAAUAGAAUCACUGAUCUUUUUCAUUCUUUUAAUUCCACCAUGACUUCUUCUUUGAAAGGCAUGGUUGGAGUCAAAAGUUACUUCCCUGAAAACACGCUGGAGUUUCAAGAUUUCAGGAAAAGAUUCCGUCAGAAGUUCCUAGCAGAUUACCCAGAAGAAGAGCACCAAGAACCUGGAAUUUUUGCCGUGCAAGGAUACAAUGCCAUGAAAUUGUUAGAAAAAUAUUCACCCGGAAACUUUGAUAACCGGAGACCACUUCCGGAGAGUACAGUGGAGAUUGUUAACGUGAUGGCAAAGGGGUAUCACAGUGUGUACUGGACCGAAGGAUCAGGGUUUUCGGAGACCGUUGAUGGUGACAUUAAUGGAGCUACUGCUUACACCCAUUCUAUGGAUAAUGUGGGACAAGCUCUGUGGCCGGUGCAACCAUGGUAUGCUCGUAGACAGCACCGCAAUCUAGCCGAAAGUUCAUGGAAUCGAAUGAGGGUUGGCGUUCCUGCUCAAUCUCUGUUCAAGCAAUUCGUGAACGUGGAAUUUGAUUCCGAGAAGAAUCAAACUGUGAUUGGUGGAUUCGUAAUCGCUGUGUUUGAUGAAAUGAUGAAACAAAUGAAUCUGCCAUAUGACUAUGUUCCAUUCUAUGGUUCUUAUGAUGAAUUGAUCAGACAAAUACCUGCAGAGAAGUUCGAUGCAAUAGCAGGUGAUGUAACGAUUGUGUCAAGGAGGCAUGAGUAUGCAGACUUCACGCAACCAUACACGGAGUCGGGUUUGGAGAUGAUCGUGCCCAUUCGAUCCCGAUUAUCAAACCAGCCAUGGUUGUUCAUGAAGCCUUUCACUGCCAAAAUGUGGUGGUUAAUAGCAGGAAUCACCCUAUAUAAUGGCUUCAUCAUUUGGUUGAUCGAGAGGACCCAUUGUGACUAUCUUCAAGGCUCCAUUAUAACCCAAAUCGGAAUCAUCAUUUGGCUUGGAUUUACAACACUCUUCACUUUGCGAGGGGAUGUGCUGCAUAGCAACUUGUCAAGAAUGGCAGUGGUUGUGUGGCUCUUUGUGGCCCUAAUCAUCACCCAAAGCUACACGGCUAGCUUGGCAAGCAUGCUUACGGCUCAAAGGCUCGAACCAGCAAUAACCAGCGUUGAGGCGCUCAGAAACAUGAAUGCAACUGUGGGAUACUGCAAUGGAUCAUUUAUAAACUACUACCUGAAGGAAGUUCUAGAUUUUGAGGACGUCAAGGUCAAAAGCUAUAACUCAACCCAUCGAUACGCUGAGGCCCUCAACAGUGGUGAAAUUGCCGCUAUCUUUCUUGAAGUUCCGGCAGCUAAAGUUUUUCUAGCUCAGUACUGCAAGAGCUUCAUCAGAACUGGAGAGACAUUCAAAGUUGGAGGGUUUGGAUUUGCAUUUCCUAGGAAAUUUUCAUGGCUUUCUGAUGCAAACAAAGCUCUAAUGAAUGUAUCAGAAAGUGGGAUGCUCAAAGAACUCGAGGACGCCUUUCUUAUAUCUGAAAAGUGCGUGGAUGACGAAUCUUUUCCUAACGAAGAUGAGAGUCUUAGCCCUCGCAGCUUCGCAAUACUAUUUGAGUUAACCGCAGGGGCAUCAACGCUUGUUCUUGUCAUGUACAUCAUCAUUAGCAUUAGACAAUUUCAUGAAUCUCAUCCAGAAAUCACGAAUUUCUUCCAACUGAUAUCAGCAUUUAUAGCAGACCAAUGGCAUCAAAUGAGGCAGUGACCUAGCACAGUUGUCAGCGCCGAAAGCCCCAUACACCCUCCAGAUGUGUCUGAUUCAUGGACUACAAGAAGGAUCCUGGCAGUAUAUUUAUCAUGUUAGAAUCUGGUAGCAUAUAUGUUCCUCGAUUGAUCGUCCAUUCUAAGAAAACUUUAAAAAUAUGUACAACUUUUUUCGAUGAAUGUAACUUCAA